AUGAAUAUUGACGACAACACUGAUCUCUAUCAAAGAAACAAAACAACUCUUGAGUUUAUUGAAGAUGUCACCUCAAACCCGGACCAAGUCCAGCAACGAAUCCUCUCCGAUAUCCUAAUGAAAAAUGCAAAUGUUGAAUACCUUAAACGCCACGGUCUUUUUGGGCACACAGAUCGCGACACCUUCAAGAAGCUAAUACCCGUUAUCACUUAUGAUGACCUCCAACCUGAUAUCACUCGUAUCGCCAAUGGCGACAAGUCCCCGAUUCUUUCAUCUAAACCCAUUUCGGAACUUUUAAUUAGUUCUGGGACGUCAGGUGGGGAGUCGAAACUCUUGCCAACGAUUGAAGACGACCAUGAAAGAAGAUCAUUACUAUAUUGCCUUACAAUGCCGGUUAUGAACCAGUUUGUGCCGGGUUUAGAUAAGGGGAAAGGGAUGUAUUUUAUGUUUAUUAGAUCCAAAUCCAAGACUCCCGGAGGGCUAGUAGCCCAACCCGUUAUGACCAGUUACUUUAAAAGCUCUCAUUAUUCUAAUCAAAGACAAUACGACCCGUAUGCAAACUACACCAGCCCGAACGAAACCAUUCUCUGUCCUGAUUCUUUCCAAAGCAUGUAUUCCCAAAUGCUUUCUGGGCUUUGUCUCAAUGAACAAGUUCUUCGGGUUGGGUCUGUUUUUGCUACUGGAUUCCUUCGUGCUAUCCGGUUUUUAGAGAAAAACUGGACCCUUUUGUGUCAUGAUAUCCGAACUGGAGUUUUAAAUCCCAACAUAAAUGACCCGUCUGUUAGUGAAGCCGUGGGUCGGAUCUUGAAGCCCGACCCAAAGUUAGCUGAGUUUAUCGAGCAUGAGUGCUCUAAAAAUUCAUGGCAGGGGAUCAUAAAGAGGAUAUGGCCUAAUACCAAGUAUAUUGAUGUCAUAGUUACUGGGAGUAUGUCACAAUACAUACCAACUCUUGACUACUAUGGCAAUGGUCUUCCUGUUGUUAGCAGCAAAUAUGCUUCGUCUGAAUGUCCUUUUGGGGUUAACCUUGACCCUCUUUGUAAGCCUAGUGAAGUGUCAUACACCCUUAUUCCAAACAUGGCCUAUUUCGAGUUCCUUCCUGUUCAUCGCAACAAUGAUAUUGAUGAUGUCAUGAAUAGUUCAUCAAUCUCGAAAUCACAACAAAACUUGGUUGAUCUUGCGGAUGUUAAACUUGGUCAAGAGUACGAGCUCGUUGUCACCACUUAUGCGGGACUAUAUAGGUAUAGAGUUGGUGAUUUGUUGAGAGUUGCCGGUUUCAAGAACAAAGCCCCUCAAUUCAACUUCAUACGUCGAAAGAAUGUGGCCUUAAGUAUCGAUGCUGAUAAAACCGAUGAAGGCGAGUUACAGAAAGCAGUCGAGAAUGCUGUGAUUCAUUUGAUUCCAUAUGAUGUCACCUUGACCGAGUACACAAGCUAUGCGGACACAACUACGAUCCCAGGCCACUAUGUAAUCUUUUGGGAGCUAAGCGUGAAUGGAUCCACCCCGAUUCCACCAUCAGUGUUCCAAGACUGUUGUCUAGCUUUCGAAGAAUCACUCAACACGGUUUAUAGGCAAUUACGUGAUUCAGAUGAAUCAAUCGGGCCGUUAGAAAUAAAGAUUGUACAAACCGGGACAUUUGAUAAGCUUAUGGACUACGCCAUCGGUUUAGGUGCAUCAAUUAACCAAUACAAGACACCACGAUGCGUGAAGUUUGCACCGAUCAUGGAGCUAUUGAAUUCGAGGGUUGUGUCGAGUUACAUUAGCCCAAAGUGCCCGAAAUGGACUCCGGGACAUAAGCAAUGGGGCAAUGUCAAUUAG
This is a messenger RNA of Erigeron canadensis, 1815 nucleotides long. Its product is annotated as indole-3-acetic acid-amido synthetase GH3.6-like. Bases 1 to 1815 code for a protein of 604 amino acids. NCBI's taxonomy places the organism in Eukaryota, Viridiplantae, Streptophyta, Magnoliopsida, Asterales, Asteraceae. The record is from RefSeq and is a predicted model, not a curated record. Gene Ontology annotation, cellular component: cytoplasm. Gene Ontology annotation, molecular function: indole-3-acetic acid amido synthetase activity. The transcript has 3 exons.